This is a messenger RNA of Talaromyces proteolyticus, 858 nucleotides long. RefSeq lists its product as uncharacterized. NCBI's taxonomy places the organism in Eukaryota, Fungi, Ascomycota, Eurotiomycetes, Eurotiales, Trichocomaceae. The record is from RefSeq and is a predicted model, not a curated record. The coding region runs from base 7 to 858 and encodes 283 amino acids. The transcript is spliced from 2 exons. Gene Ontology annotation, molecular function: oxidoreductase activity.
UCCGUCAUGUCAUCACAUGUCUGGCUUGUCACCGGUUGCCCAUCUGGCUUUGGAGACGCCUUUGCUCGAGAGCUACUUAGCAGAGGACACAAGGUGAUUGCAACAGCUCGAAGCCUCCAAAGCAUCACAGCCUUGUCAAAUACUGGUGCACACACCCUGGCACUGGAUGUUACUGCACCUGUGGAGGAAGUGAACAAGGUUGUGCAAGACGCGUUGAGUAUCUAUGGCCGAAUUGAUGUCCUUCUUAGCAAUGCUGGUUUCGUCCACACAGGAGGGUUAGAAGAAACGACGAUCGAAGAAGACUUGAAAGUGUUUCAAACGAAUGUCUUUGGAGCUUUGAACCUCGCUCGUGCAGUCCUUCCAUCAAUGAGGAUUCGGAGAUCAGGAACCAUCGUAUUUAUAUCCUCGAUGGCUGGUUGGGUUGGCUCUGCAACAAUGGGAACUUAUGCUGCUUCUAAAGCGGCCAUUUCCAUCUAUGCUGAGGCACUUCGUGAUGAAGUUGCAGAAUUUGGAAUCCAAGUUGCCGCUAUAGAACCUGGAGGAUUCCGAUCUAGCCUCCUUAGCUCUAAGAAUAUGAAAACGCCUUCUCAUCAUAUUCAAGAUUAUGACAAAUCAAAAGUUCGUGCUACAGAAACUUAUAUUGGCCAGCUUGAUCAGACUCAACCUGGAGAUGUGCAAAAAGGGAUAAAGAUUAUGGUAGAUAUUAUCACUGGAACUGGUGUUGCUGAAGGGAAAACCAUCCCAGGAAGACUUGUUGUUGGAAGUGAUGCGUAUGAAAUGGUUAGAUCGGUAUGCGAUAACCACAUUAAGACGUUUGACGACUGGAAAAAUAUUAUAAUUCAGACCGACCAUGAGUGA